AUGGAAAAGCAAACUAACGACAACACUAGCCAGGAUCGCCAGUAUUCCGAGGAUGAAUCUGACCUUCAAAUCGAUUAUCCGACGGGACCUCUUUCAUCCUCUAGUCUGCUCAUGGGCCUCUAUCUGGUCAAUCUCGAAGUGACCAUCGUGAGUACUUCACUUGUCCGUAUCACGAAUGAUCUCAACGGCUUCAACAAGACAAGUUGGGUGGUGACGGGGUUCUUGACAACAUAUACCUCUUUCAUGCCGUUAUGGACUAAGAUCAGCAAUAUCAUCGGACGCAAACGAGCAAUCCUAGCUUCAAUGGUUAUCUUUUUGGCAUUUUCGCUGGGAUGUGCCUUGUCUAAGGAAAUGAAUCAUUUAAUCAUCUUCCGAUCGCUACAAGGCGCAGGCGGGGCAGGAGUCUACUCGCUUGUCAUCCUCUGUGUGUAUGAGAUAGUCCCAAAAUCCAGAAUGCCAUUCUUUGGUGCCCUGCUUGCAGUCACGAUUGCGCUCGCCUCGCUGACGGGGCCCAUUUUCGGUGGUCUUGUGGCUGAGAACUCGGCAUGGAGAUGGGCCUUUUAUGUGAAUCUCCCUCCAGGUGGAUUGGCAGUCUUCAUGUUGCUCGUCACUAUGCCGUCCGACUUUGGAAGUAUCAAACCACAGCCCUUGUCCGCCCUCCUGCCAAGCUAUUCCCUGUUCUUGAGUCUCGAUGCAUUGGGCUCAUUCCUUCUGCUGGGCGCAUCUCUUCUGCUGGUCACAGUACUCAACGAGACAAACAUCGAGUUCGAUUGGUCUUCGGGGACCGCCAUUGCCUUGAUCGUCUUGUCUGGCGUAAUGUGGGUUGCAUUCUUUGCAUGGGAGUGGUUUAUGCCUGAUUACCUGCCUGCUCUGCAACCUGUAUUCCCGAAGCGGUUUUUCUACAAUAAAGCAUGGAUGGGAAUGCUGGCCACCAACUUUUUGUGUGGUUGCCCUUGGAAUGUAGUCAUUGUCUACCUGGCGCAACGAUUUCAACUGAUUACUAGGCUCGGCCCUCUUGAUGCUGGAGUACACAUUAUCCCAUAUGCUGCAGUUGCAACUGUGUGUACUAUGGUCACCUGUCUAGCAAGCCGCAAGCUUCGCAUACCUGUGGUUUACUUCGCAUUGAUUGGAUCUAUAUUGCACACUAUUGGCAUGGCGCUUUUAACAACACUUCCAGAGAACUCAUCUUAUCCUGCCAAGGGAUAUGUAUUCGAAGCCAUUGCUGGUGCUGGUGUUGGAAUUACAAUUGGAAUCCUUACAUUGGCCGUGCCUUUCAUUGUUGAAGGAAAGGACUUGGCCACGGCUACAGGCGCUUUGAACCAAGCUCGAUUCUUGGGUGGAGCGAUUGGAUUAGCCAUUGCGUCGAACAUCCUCUACAGCAAAUUGAAAAGUGACCUUCCCCAUCAGUUGCCUCCUGCUCAAGUCAAUCUAGUCAUUGAAAGAGCGGGGGCUAUCGAAACCCUGCCAGAAAAGGUUCAAAAAGUGGCGGCCACUGUUUUUGCCCAGAGUUACACUGUGCAGUUCCAGGCUAUGAUUGCUUUUGCUGCUUUACAAAUUCCCGCAUCUUUGUUGAUCUUGAAACGUGGACGGCAAUAUGUUGCUAGAUAG
This is a messenger RNA of Penicillium nucicola, 1608 nucleotides long. RefSeq lists its product as uncharacterized. Bases 1 to 1608 code for a protein of 535 amino acids. Gene Ontology annotation, molecular function: transmembrane transporter activity. Gene Ontology annotation, biological process: transmembrane transport. The record is from RefSeq and is a predicted model, not a curated record. Lineage: Eukaryota; Fungi; Ascomycota; Eurotiomycetes; Eurotiales; Aspergillaceae. The transcript has 7 exons.